CAAUUCAUUCACUAUUCGGUACUGAUAGAUGACAAAACUGUAAUUUCGUGGCAAUGAUCAACGAUCUCAUGCAUUUCUUUGAAACUGUGAAUAUUGAACAGUACAACGAACAGUGGUGGCACAGUGACAAUUGGUGUGACAGUCAUUCUCCAAGUUACGAAUAUCAACACAGAUAACCCAAGUUCAAGGAUCUGGUGCAUCAGCUAAAAGAGAUACAAAUAUCACAUCAAUCGCGCUGAACUUACCAGAAAGUAUAAACACGGCUCAUUAUACAGAACAUCGGAGGCUGACCGUUAUCAACGAUUACUGAAGAGCGUUUUAAUAAAGCAAUACAAUGACUACCGUACAAGUUCCUCGUGAAGUCAACCUGCCAACCAUCCCGACACAGGAAGCCAACGACUUGGACAUCAUGGCGCUCACGAUGGCAGCGCUACGCUUGGUCAAUCCCUGGACUAUCGAUACCAAAUGGACCCAUAAAAUAGAACCUGGAACGCCAGAGGCAAAAGAUAGAAUUAUCACUUUAGCAGAAGUGAGCUGCCAUGACACACCUCAAGAUUGCUGGGUUGUGAUAUACGACCGCGUUUACGACAUAACAACAUUCCUUGAAGAACACCCCGGUGGCGCCGACAUUAUGCUGGAAUACGCCGGUCAAGAUGCAAGUACGGCCUUCAGGAGUUCAGGCCACACGCGUUCGGCGUCCAAGGCUCUCGAUCGCUUCCUAGUCGGAGAGCUGCCAAUGCACGAGAGGAUGUACCGUCGCCCAAACGGAAUACGGCUUAGUGAUAUACCGGACUAAUUGAUAUCUCAUGUGGUCAGUCUCCAUAAAUGGAUAUGUCUAUAAUCGUACCCCAUCUGCACUCACUAAGAUGCACAUUUUAACUAAUAAUAAUUAAUAAAUGCACCAGCUCUCUACUUAAUACAACUUAAUUAUUUUUAUUACAUAAACAAUUUGUAGACGUAAUAAAAUAUAGAUAAUUUUAACUCUUAAUAUAUGUAUUAAUAUAAAAAUUAAUAAUUAGCUAUAUUAUUAUAUCAAAUGUCAACGUAUAAUAAAUCAAUAAGUCAUAUUUACUAGAUAUAGUAUAUCUAGAUAUAUAUUUUGUACCAGUAACCACGAUGUUUAUUAACCUCAGUUGCAAAUGUCAAGAGCUCGAUAAGAAUAAUAUGCAAGUAUUAGAUAUUGAAAUUAUAAUAAUUGUAUUUAAGUAGCUACAAUUCUUAGGAUUUUUUCCAGAAUUAGUACUAAUUAUUGCUACUAGUUAAAAAUAGUGUGAUUUUUUACUCUAAAAUUGUUUAACUUUCUGUUUGCCAGGAAACAUUAUCUCUUCAAAUAGAAAUUGUCACAAAUUAAAACAAUAAUGGUAAAAAAUCACUAUUAUUACUAAUGGUAACAAUUAGUAGAAAAUAAUUGCUGGAAAUGCUUAAUUUUCCACAGCUAAUAUGUUAUGUGUGAAAGUUGUAUGAUUUUAUUUUAUAUUAACUGCUCAUACUUAAAUUUAUUUAUUAUGGCUUCAAUACAAAAAAUUGAAGUUUUUAUGUCUUUAUAAUUAUAAUAUUUAUUUCAGUAUUAUUAAAGAAGGAAUUUCGCAAAAUGCAUCAAAUCAUGUAAAUUACCUUGAUAACAGUUAUCGGUAAUAUAUUUACAAUGUGAACAUUAAAUCCAUUGCGUGACUAUGAAAGUUUCGAAAUUCUUCAAACUAGUUUAAAGAUAAAAGUUCCUAUUGUUUUAUAUAGAUAAAAUAUAUGUUAUUACUUUACCUAUAUGAGUAUUUUAUUAUCUGUAGCCUAUAUGCAAAUCCUUACAUUGUUGAACCUCACCUCCAGAAGUUUAUCAGUAAACACAAUUCGCUUAUGCACUCAAACAACAAUAAAUAUAAAAUCAAAUACAAUUUAGUUUAGCAUUUGAAAUCAAUACCUUAUAAAUAGCAUCCUUUACAGGUGAUGCUAGCAUCUUGGCACUGUUUGCCUUGCGUUUUUAUAUCUUAGUAUUUUUAUAUGCUUUUAAUAUUAUAUUUUUAUAUUAUUUUUGACACUUAUCUGUACUUUCAAAAUAGGUGCAUAUAGUUUAAGUCACGCUCGAGGCAUUAUUGUUGCCUAGUCCCACAAGAACUUCAAGAUACCGUUCUAACAUUGACUAAAUAUUUAUUUCCAGAGAAAGAGAGUAUAAAAAAAAAAGAAGAACAAGAGAAUAUAAAAGAAAGAUAUAGGAGGUUCAAAAAAUUGUAAGUCUCUAAGUAAAUAAAAUAUGAAUUAUAUUGAACAGCAUAUUUAUUUAUUUAAUAAUCAAGUAUAUAACAGAACAAAUACAUAUUUAUUAGCAAGUUGGCAGUCUUCCAUAACUGGUUUCUAUGUAAGUACUUAUAUAUAAAAGUAGGUAUUAAAUUGUUUCCCCGCAUCUACACUUUCUAGGAGACAGGAGGUUCUCUAUUGAAUAUUUAUUUAGUUCCAUUUUAUAUACUAUUGACGUUCAACAACAAUACUCAAAAAUUGUUGCAACUAAAAUUGUGCAUAUAAUAUUUUAAGUUUAUACUGGUUGAAAUAUAAUGUCAUAUUUGUAAUAAUGUAAAAUAUAAAACGUCUGAAAACUUCA
This is a messenger RNA of Galleria mellonella (greater wax moth), 2590 nucleotides long. RefSeq lists its product as uncharacterized. The transcript has 3 exons. Bases 335 to 796 code for a protein of 153 amino acids. Gene Ontology annotation, molecular function: heme binding. The record is from RefSeq and is a predicted model, not a curated record. Lineage: Eukaryota; Metazoa; Arthropoda; Insecta; Lepidoptera; Pyralidae. Gene Ontology annotation, cellular component: intracellular membrane-bounded organelle; membrane.